AUGUCCAUCUCCUACGGCAACGGCACCUCCGCCGACAACGGCAGCGCCGCCGCCGCGCCGUUGCCAUCACGACCCCGCGAUGCGCCCCUUACCGUCGGCGUCCUGGCGCUCCAGGGCGCCUUCCGCGAGCACGCCAACCACAUCAACCGCCUCAACAGCCAGGCUAGCACCAGCACCUCGCGUACCGUCCGCUCCACGCUGGUCCGCACGCCCGAGCAGCUGGCCGACUGCGACGCCCUCAUCAUCCCCGGCGGCGAGUCGACGGCUAUCUCGCUCGCCGCAGAAAGGUCCAACCUGCUCGAGCCGCUGCGAAAGUGGGUCCGCGACGACCGCCCCGUCUGGGGCACCUGUGCCGGCAUGAUCAUGCUCGCCCGUGAGGCCAGCGGCGGCAAAAAGGGCGGACAGCAGCUCCUCGGCGGCGUCGACGUCCGCGUCGGCAGGAACGGCUUCGGCUCCCAGGUCGACUCGUUCGAGACGCCGCUCAGCAUCGCCGGCAUGGGCGACGAACCCUUCAACGGUGUCUUUAUCCGCGCACCCGUCGUCGACGCCCUUCUGCUGCCUUCGGACCUGGAAAAGGUGGGCGUCGACGAGGCGACGCUCGUCAAGCGCGUCGACCUCGACCAGCUGCCCGAGGGCGUGCCGGCGCCCAUCACCAAUGCCCAGGCUGUGCCCCUGACGCCCAACCAGGAGGCUCCCGAUGGCAUCGCGGAACCGCCGCUGCCCAAGCCGGUGGCCGGUCAGCCGCUGGAUCGCCAGGCGCUGCGCAUCGUCGUCGCACCCCCGCUCUACGACGAGCGGGAUCCCGCAGCGGCGGCGAGGAUCCGGCCGCCGAUCGAGAUCCUGGCGACGCUGCCGCAGCCCGUGACGAAGCCGAGCAGUCCUGCCAACCGGCCGGUGUCGGCGUCGGUGAGCGCCAAGGACGCGCGGCUAGACGUGCCCGGGCGGCCGGAGCACGACAGCCAGAUUGUGGCGCUCAAGCAGGGCAACAUCCUCAUGACGAGCUUCCACCCGGAGCUGACGCCCGACUCGCGGCUGCACGAGUUCUUUGUGUCCAAGAUUGUCCUGGGCGCCCUCGGCGAAGGCGCAAAGUAG
Messenger RNA from Pseudozyma flocculosa PF-1, 1092 nucleotides. RefSeq lists its product as uncharacterized. Lineage: Eukaryota; Fungi; Basidiomycota; Ustilaginomycetes; Ustilaginales; Ustilaginaceae. Gene Ontology annotation, molecular function: glutaminase activity. Bases 1 to 1092 code for a protein of 363 amino acids. The transcript has a single exon. Gene Ontology annotation, cellular component: glutaminase complex; cytosol. The record is from RefSeq and is a predicted model, not a curated record. Gene Ontology annotation, biological process: pyridoxine metabolic process; pyridoxal 5'-phosphate biosynthetic process.